UUGCACAAAUCAAUUGCAGACCGUUGACUUCCCAAAUAAUGUAUGGUGCUCCAUCUUUACUGCUAUCUCUCCUUUCAGAUUUUGUCCCUUCGUACGUGGUCAGCUCUCAGCCAAGUGAGGAGCAUCCUGUGGAGAAGAAGAUGAAACACCCCUCCCCAACCAAAAGCAAACAGUACGUGCCGCUUAUUAGUGACGGUAGUGAUGUUUGCUGCAGCGGAGUAACGGCGGCCAGAGAAGCUAGUCUCCGACGGAAAUUUGGCCGGAGUGCGGAAUAUACAUCUCCGAGCUCCAAGCCGCCAUUAAUGGCGGAAAACAAGGAACUCUCAACCGGAAAUUUCUCCCAGACAAGCGGACAGAGAAGUUGGGGCCUGAACACUGUUAUGGUCUUAUUCCAUUUUAUUUCCACUCUUUUAUUUUGUUUAAAAAUUCCGUUAGUUCUCUCGUUUACCGUGCAAGGUUGUUAGAAUGCUACAGAGGCAUGUAAAGAAUGACUAUAAAUAGCUGGUAUAUGUGAUGAAAAUAGACAUAUGAAAUAUUACAGAUUCUCUAUCCUCUUCUCUCCCUUUUAUUUCUCCUCUUCUCUCCCCUCUAUUUUAUCUCCCGCAUUAGUGGCAUCAGAGCCAAUCUGCUGCUCAUACAACUUUGAUCUACUGUGGAUUUGAUCCACACUGGCUCCAGCAGCCACUCGUCGUGUUGCAGCCAUGGAAAAUCAACUCAAAGCAUUGGAACAAAAGGUCGAUCAACAGAAUCAGCGUGUAGAUGAGAAAUUUGAUGAAAUUCUCAAGUUCAUACAGCUCUUGAAGAACGGAAAACCUCAAUCCUCAAGAACAGAGGAGAGGAUCGUUCCAGCCAGAUCUCUAGGGUAUGUACCUGAUGAGGUUAUGGGACCAGACCCAGAGCCUAAUCGGCCCAGACCCCGAACUUGGACCAGCAGGCCCAAGCCCACCAACCCAGAGCUUGAGUCGACUCAACCAAUCAGGGCAAUCAAGGAGCGGAAGCCCGAGAGAGCCUGUCGACCAGCCCAGCGGGGAGCCUGCCUUCCAGUCCAGUGGGGAGCCUGCCUUCCAGCCCAGUGGGGAGCCUGCCUUCCAGCCUAGCCAGAAGCCUACCGACCACCAGCCCAGCUGGGAGCCUGCGAUCCAGCCCAGCUGGGAGCCUGCGGUCCAGCCCAGGUGGGAGCCUGCCUCCAGCCCAACGGGGAGCCUGCCUUCCAGCCUACCCGAGAGCCUGCCUCCAGCCCGGUCAGAAGCCUUCCUCCAGCCUAGCGGGAAGCCCACCGUCCAGUCCAGCAGGAGGGAGCUCAAGCGUCCAACCUGCCAGCCAGGAAGAGCCAACAAUCAAUGCGCUAUUAAUUAUGUAUUUAAUUCUGUAUUAAUGUUGUAAUUAAUUAGUCAUUAGUGUCUCUGACAGUUACCAUUUGUAAUCGCCUAUAAAAGGCAAGUCCGAAUUUCAAAUGAGAUAUGCUAUUUCUGGCUAACUUUCCAUAUUCG
Cuscuta europaea is the source of this 1490-nucleotide messenger RNA. NCBI's taxonomy places the organism in Eukaryota, Viridiplantae, Streptophyta, Magnoliopsida, Solanales, Convolvulaceae. The record is from the annotation of a GenBank genome assembly.